AUGUCUUCCAUUCAGGACUUUUGGCCCCCUAUCGAGGAGGCUAUCAACAUCAACAACGACCCCUCCCAGCCCAACACGACUUCUCACGUCCAAUGCCCCAUUUGUUUGGAGGCUAUUGCAGUGACAAGCUUCUCUCCCGUGCCAGAGCGUGAAGGCGACAUUUUGGGUACGGAUCCAACCCUCGGAGAGAUCCUUCUCUGCGGUCACGUUCUAUGCCAGGCAUGUCGUGUCCAAAACGAGGAUGCUUCCAACCCUUGGGAGGACCGCAAAUGUCCCAUGUGCCGUACUUCCCUACAGUGCAUCGACUGUGGUAAACCUUCUCAGGUGGUGCCCAUCCCCAAGGAGGGCCCUACUUCGACAGUCCCUGCAAUUCUGACUGGCGGCAGCCGGUGCAGAGAUUGUAAGGCGAUUGCAGGAUUUGACGAGAGUAUUCAGCAAGGUGGGUGGCCAGAAGGUCUUGGUGACCUAGAACCUGGCUUUGUCCCUCUGUUUUACCACUUGGUAACUAAGAUGCAACAGCAGAAUAUGAUCGUCUGCAAGAGAUCUAUCGUCAAUGCGUUUUCUACCAUUGUUGAGGAGGAGUUUGGACACAUGGUGACCAAGCGUUCAGAUCGGAUUCACGAAAUGCACGCUGCCCUGGAGGGAGAGAGCCCUUGGUUUGAAGAAGAGGAUUCUUCCGAAGAUGAGGAGAUAACUUUUCCUCCUUUGGAAGAGCCACCAACUCCACAUGUUCAAUGGCAAGAUUCCCUUGCACCACAUGUUGGACACGAGUUCACUGCUAUGCUAGAGGCGUCACAGCCCCCAGCACAAAGCCAGCAGCAGUCACAGGCACGUACAGCACAGGGAGUUCAAAAUUCUCUGGGUUCACUGGCAGCGAGACCAACUCCACGGGCAGGCCUGAGGCAGCUCUUUGGGCCUCGUUACGAAGAAUGGCCUGGGCCUGUGGGAGCACCGAACAACAACCCGAACGGGAUGCGUCUAGUCUCAGUUGCAGCAAGACCAUCUACGCAGGAAGGUGUUUUGGCAGAGUUUGUCGAAACAUAUGUUCCUGAAGAGUGGGUCAAUGUGGGAAACAACGAGUGGCAGUCUUUUGGCUUUGAUCACGAGGCUGUUGACAUCCAUGUAGACUCGAACGGCAAUGAUGAUGAGGAGCAUCACAGCGUCGACGACGACACGAGUAGUGAAGACGAUGAUGACAGUGGAACCUACAACGAUGACAGCCCAAACUCGAGUAGUAGUGAAAGCGAAGACGACUCGAAUAGCAACGAAGAUGGGGAUGUCGAAAUGACAUUCUAA
Molecule: messenger RNA, 1296 nt
Organism: Fusarium venenatum
Lineage: Eukaryota; Fungi; Ascomycota; Sordariomycetes; Hypocreales; Nectriaceae
Molecular function (GO): metal ion binding
Source: RefSeq, a predicted model, not a curated record